Miscanthus lutarioriparius is the source of this 480-nucleotide messenger RNA. The record is from the annotation of a GenBank genome assembly. NCBI's taxonomy places the organism in Eukaryota, Viridiplantae, Streptophyta, Magnoliopsida, Poales, Poaceae.
AUGGUUGCUGUCAAAGUUUUUCGCCUAGAGACAUGGGGGGCACAAAAGAGCUUAAUUGCAGAAUGUAAUGCUCUACGAAAGGUGCGGCACCGAAAUCUAGUUCCUAUACUCACUGCAUGCUCUAGUAUUGAUUCCAAUGGAAAUGAUUUCAAAGCCUUAGUCUAUGAGUUCAUGACACAAGAGUGUGCUGCAGGCAGAGCUGUUUCGAGUGCUGGGGAUGUUUACAGCUUCGGGAUUGUUCUACUUGAAAUAUUUUUGCGAAGGAGGCCAACGGAUGAUAUGUUCAAUGGUGAGAUGAACAUUACAAAAUUUGUUGAGAUGAACUUUCCUGACAGGAUACCACAAAUAAUAGAUCCUGAACUACUAGUAGAGCAACAACAUUUAUGUCCACAAACUCGAGUGGCCAUGAAGGAGAAAAGCUUGGAGUGUUUGCUUUCAGUCCUAAACAUUGGGCUUCUCAGCACCAAGCCGUCUCCUUAA